AUGCACUCGCGUCGACCCGAGACCUUGAAGAUUGACAUCUCCAAGUAUAGGGGAGUCGAAGAGGACUCCCUCUUGAGAUGGUUCGUCGAAUUAGACGACGCCAUAAGGGCGCGUCGCAUCGACGACGGGGAUAUGCAAGUUGCAUUUGCCCAGUCAAAUCUGGCAGGACGUGCCAAGACUUGGGCACUGGGGCUCAAGUUGCACGACCCAUAUGCGUUUGGGUCGUUGGAAGUCUUCAAGUCGCGGCUCAGACAAACGUUUGAACCGCCUAGAGCUGAGUUCAGAGCUCGAACUGAACUCUUGAAGCUCAAGCAGGGUAAGCGUGAUGUGCACGCUUACGCGCAACAUAUACGACAUCUCACGAGUUGUAUAAGUUCCAACCCGGUUGAUGAACACACGUUGGUUUCGGUGUUCAUGCAGGGUCUUGCGGAUGGUCCCGUCAAGACUCACCUGUUCCGACUUGAACUAGAUUCACUAGAACAAGCCAUUUCCAUUGCGGAACAGGAAGACUUCAGUCUGAGACAGGCUCGCGCCAGCUCGACAUCAUAUCGUCAACCGAGACGAUAUGACAGCGGAGGUCCAGAGCCGAUGGAACUCUGUUAUGUAGAGAGCGAGAAGGCUCGCUCUACAGACUACAAGAAGUUGCAGAGAUGCAACAGAUGUCAGAAGACAGGACACUACGCUUACGAGUGUAGUGCCCCUCGUCCAGUGUCUCGCAACACUGGGCGUAGUGACCGUCCACCCAUGAGAAAGGGGCAGGGACGAGGGUCCGCUGUUGGUGCAAAGACGCAACAACGGGAUGGACCGUCAAAAAACGGACAGGAUCAGUAG
Molecule: messenger RNA, 831 nt
Organism: Peronospora matthiolae
Lineage: Eukaryota; Oomycota; Peronosporomycetes; Peronosporales; Peronosporaceae
Source: the annotation of a GenBank genome assembly